AUGGAGGAUAAGGUUUGCAUUAUUACUGGAUCUAAUGAGGGCAUUGGAAAGGAGACUGCCAAGCGCAUGGCCAGUCACAUGAUGCGUGUUAUUAUGGCAUGUAGAAACAUGGAGAAGUGUGAAGCCGCUGCAAAAGAGCUAAGAGCAGAGACAAAGAAUGACAAGAUACAAUGCAUGCAACUUGAUCUCAACUCAUUCACUUCAAUCAGACAAUUCGUACAGAACUUCAAGGAUAUGAACUUGCCAUUGAACUACUUGAUCAAUAAUGCUGGAAAGUAUGGUGGACCACAUGCACUCACUGAGGAUGGCUUUGAAUCACAGGUUGGAGUCAAUCACUUUGGACCAUUCAUGUUGACCAACUUGUUGCUGAGCAAGUUGGAGGCAAGCGAGAACCCAAGAAUCGUCGUCUUAUCAUCUCGCGCACACUUCCGCGCCAAACUCGACUUUGACAAUCUGUCGGUCGAUCCAAAGAACUACUGGGCCAACUCUGUCUACGCCCAAUCCAAGCUGUGCAAUCUGCUCUUUACAUAUGAGCUGCAGCGACGUCUGGACGAGCGCGGAUCCAAGAUCGUCGUCAACGCACUGCACCCUGGUGUGGUCCACACCAACCUGUUCCAGGGCAUGACCGUCCUCAACAAGUUAGUCUUCCCAUUGGUCUCAUUCCUGUUGACCAAGGUGACCGAGAGUGGAGAGGCUUCCGAGGCUCUAGCCCUGGGCACUGCGCUACACCUGCAGGGCGUCAAGGCCAAGUACUUCAAUGUGAAGUUUUCUUCUUGUUAUUUGCUUCAUCUGGUGACGUUGAUGAUGAUGACGACGGCUGUCCAGUGGUACCACCAUUGUGAUGUUCCAACAUAUCGACGACCCAGCAACCAUUUGGAUUCAACUCAUACUUGCUUUUGA
Molecule: messenger RNA, 900 nt
Organism: Acytostelium subglobosum LB1
Lineage: Eukaryota; Evosea; Eumycetozoa; Acytosteliales; Acytosteliaceae
Exons: 3
Coding region: 1-900 (299 amino acids)
Source: RefSeq, a predicted model, not a curated record